Amborella trichopoda is the source of this 939-nucleotide messenger RNA. RefSeq names its product transcriptional coactivator p15 (PC4) family protein (KELP) (gene KELP). The record is from RefSeq and is a predicted model, not a curated record. Lineage: Eukaryota; Viridiplantae; Streptophyta; Magnoliopsida; Amborellales; Amborellaceae. Gene Ontology annotation, biological process: positive regulation of transcription initiation by RNA polymerase II. Gene Ontology annotation, molecular function: DNA binding; transcription coactivator activity.
UAUUAUACAACUCUUUAUGGUGCGGUGCAUAGGGUUUGUCACUCAGAGGCUCUUCUCUCUCUCUGUAGAAAUAUUUCGCAGGAAAUAAUACUAAUCUGGGUCCCUUUCUUCUCAUUAUUUUUGGAUUGGGUCUUUGCAAUGGAUUUGGAAACUCAGAAGAAGAUUGAGGAGACGGUUGCAGAGGUGUUGAGAGAUGCAGACAUGGCUGAGAUAACAGAGUUCAAGGUGAGGAAACUUGCAGGGGAGAAGCUUGGCAUGGACCUUUCUGGGAACCCUUACAAGAAAGUUGUGAAGAAUGUGGUUCUCUCCUUUAUUGCUUCCAAGAGAGAGGCACAACAAGAAGAAGACGAGAGAGACAGUAAGACCGAAAGUUGCGCGUCUAAUAGAGAGUUUGAUGCUAAUGGGGACCCCAUUAUUUGCAGGCUCUCAAAUAAGAGAAAGGUCACUAUUCAGGAUUUCAGAGGGAAGACGUUGGUAUCUAUAAGGGAGUACUAUGAAAAAGAUGGGAAAGAGCUUCCUUCAAGUAAAGGAAUAAGUCUAUCAACUGAACAGUGGGAAGCUUUCAGGAAUGCUGUUCCCGCUAUUGAAGAAGCCAUUGAAAAGCUACAGUCCAGGUUAAAUUGAGGUGUUUCCAUAAUUCCCACUUGUAAAACCCCAGAAACCCAUAAUCAUGGUAAGUUUGAGCGUUCCUGAACAUCAAACUGUGGAACCCCAAAAUGCCAUAGCCAUAGUAAUAUGUAGGAGUGAACUAUCCAAAACACAUCAGUUAUUAGACCUAUCCUUUUUCUUGUCGGAAGAUGCAGUUGACUUUUGCCCCUUUCAAUUCAAGUUCGCUUUGUAAGAUAGUGUAAUGAACGGAGUUUUGAAGCUCCUGCAUCGAUGUAUCAGUGGAUUAUUGAUCCGCAGCUAACAUUUCGAAAUAUCUCGACCUUUUUAUUU